AUGUAUAAUCAAAACAUUGAGGAGAGAGUUUUCGAAUGGCCCGUCGGUCGUCAAAUAGAAAACGAUGAAACGUUACAAAUACAACUUUACGUACACAAUAAAUAUUUUAACAAGAAAAUAAUCGGAUUUUAUUGUCUUGUACUACAAUCAUUGAUUGAAAAUGGAAGUUUUACGAUUCGGGACACACUCACCGAUCUCAGUAAUAAACCUAUUCCCAUUAACGUAGAAUUCCACGUGGAAUAUGUUAUGCCGAAUAAAUCACCGUCGUGGAGCGAUACGGAGUGUUUAGAAUCAUUAGAUGACGAUCAACAAAAACUAAUAGACAUUGAACAAAACAUAGCAAAUUUGGAGAAAAGCAUGACGUUGCAAAGAAAAGAAUCCGUGAAAAAAUAUCAAUCGAAAGACAAAACAAAUUUAAAUACGGACAAUCAAAAUCCAAGCGAAGGAUUGGAAAAAUCUCCGGGAUACGAUAAGAAAAGAGCGAGAGCGACGACAGCAUUCAGAAGCGUGAGAAACUUGAUAAGAUUUUCCAGGUACAACACAACGAGAGAAUCUCACAAAGACGACGAGCAAAAAUUAUUGAAAGAAUGGGGAUCGGAUAGGAAACAAUUCGUGCCGUUGAGUUCGGGUAGCGAUUCGGUACCUGAGUCCCUUGCCGGAAGUGUCACGAGUUUAGAAUCCGUCGGUGGGAACGAAAAAGAAGUUUUGGAACGUGUGGAAAAACCCAAAAAAGUGAAACCGACUCUCGCAUCCGUUGCAAACGCCAUAUUGAAAUCUCAAGAUUUUCAAAUUUGCGUGACAAUCAUAGAAGCCCGACAACUUGCCGGAUUAAAUAUGGAUCCCGUUGUUUGCGUACAAGUCGGAGAUCAAAAAAAAUACACGAGCGUUAAAGAAAGCACGAACUGUCCGUAUUAUAACGAGUAUUUUGUCUUUGAUUUUCGUAUGCCGCCCGUCAUGUUGUUUGAUAAAAUCAUAACGCUGUCGGUUCUUCAAGCUCGAAGUUUGCUAAGGCCCAACAGACUUUUGGGAAGUUUUAAGUUGGACGUUGCGACGGUUUGGGCACAGCCAGAUCAUCAGUUUUAUCACAAAUGGGCACUUUUGACGGAUCCCGACGAUAUGAUAGCCGGACCCAAAGGUUAUCUAAAAUGCGAUAUGAGCGUAAUGGGAAAAGGUGAUUCUGUUAAAAUACCACCCAAAAGCGAAAAAGAUGAAGACGAUAUAGAAGCAAAUUUGUUAGUGCCGGCUGGAAUUCCAGUGGAAAGACAAAGAGCUAAAUUUAUAUUUAAAAUAUACAGAGCUGAUGGUUUGCCCAAAAUGAAUUCAUCAAUUGUUGCCAACGUGAAAAAGGCAUUCACGGGAGAAGUUAGAGAUUUAGUGGAUCCAUACGUUCAAAUUUCUUUUGCUGGAUUAACGGGUAAGACGAGCGUUAAAAAACACAGUUAUUCUCCAGUAUGGAACGAACAAAUAGUUUUUAACGAAAUGUUUCCACCCUUAUGUCAACGUAUAAAAAUUCAAUUGCGGGAUAACGAUCCCGUAAACAACACAAUAAUAGGCACGCAUUUUAUUGAUCUCAAAACGAUAUCAAACGACGGAGAGAAGGGUUUCCUACCGACAUUCGGUCCGACAUUCAUUCAUUUGUACGGUUCGACGAGAGAUUACAGUCUCAUAAACGAACAUUCGAAUUUGAAUUCGGGUUUAGGAGAAGGAAUAUCGUACAGAGCUCGAAUUCUCAUGUCGGUCCGAACGGAAAUCACGAAUAAUGUUGAUUUGGUGACGAACGAUGUCGAAGUCGAACCAAUUUUUCCAAUUCAAGAGACUUCUUAUGGAAAAAAUGAAGAAUUUUUCCUAUUUUCGACAAUAUUGAGCGCUACGAUGAUAGAUAAAAAAAUUGGAGAAAAACACAUAUAUUUCGAAUUGAGCAUCGGUAAUUCUGGAAAUUCCAUAGACGGUCACAACAUACCGUGUCAGGUGUUGGACGAUUCGGAUGCGGAAGAUGCGUUAGAAUGCGUGAGAACGGAUUUGACAACGUGUCAAAGUACGACGACGUCAGCAAAACCCAUGACUCACGAUAAAAUUUAUUAUUUUCUACCGUAUUGGGAUAACAAACCUUGCAUGCACACGAUAUCCGUUUGGCCCGAUUUCCGGAAACGAAUGUACAAUUCGAACAUGAUUUCUAAAAUAGCCGAUGCGUUAGAAGAAGGAUUGACGGAAACUCAUAUGUUGAUGGAAUCAGAAAAUUCGAACGCUGAAAAAAAGCUCAAAACCGUUUUGGAAAAUUUAUCAAUGGCUUGCAGUCGUUACGUUAAUUUAACGAAGGGAACUUCGUCGUGUCCGGGAACGGGAAAAACUAAAUUGGACAAGGAAAGAAUGAAAUUGUGUCAGAGAGAAAUAGAAAAAUUGGCAACGAGUUCUAGAAAUUUAAAAGCUCUCGUCACGAAGAGUUCGUUUAAAGAAAGGUACAAAACUGCGGGAACUUAUUUACAAAAAUUGAAAUUUUUAGAAGAGGAUCCCCAACAAUCUUUACCGGAUGUAUUUAUUUGGGCUUUAAGCGGAAAUAAACGACUCGCUUAUUAUAGAAUUCCCGCGAGAGAUAUCAUAUAUUCGGUCGUCAAUGAGGAAUGCGGUAGAGAAUGUGGUAAAGUUCAAAGUUUAUUUUUAAAAUUACCGGGGAAAAAAAGCGUCGGACCGAGCGGAUGGACGAUUCAAGUCAAUCUUCAAAUUUACAUGUGGCUCGGAUUGUUGAAGCAUAAAAAAAAUUACAUCGAGGGAAUACCGAAAGGCUACGAAAUAUCAAACGAAAUUAAAAACGUUGAAAAAUUACGCGCUCCACCACCCAGGGUCCUCCAUUACAGGUCCAUGCAUUCGUUUCAACUGAGAGCGCACAUGUACCAAGCGAGAUCACUCAUCGGAUCCGAUGCUUCCGGUUUAUCGGAUCCAUUUGCGAGAGUCAUUCUCGGAGAAUAUUGUAAAACGACUCAAGUACUCGACGAAACGUUGAGUCCAACUUGGGACGAACUUUUGGUUUUCGACGAAAUCCUAUUGUGGGGAAUCAAAGAAGACAUAAAAAAAGAUCCGCCGACGAUAAUCGUUGAAAUAUUCGAUCAAGAUCGAGUGGGAAAAUCGGAAUUCAUAGGUCGAGCAUUGGCAAAACCUUACGUAAAACUUUUGGAAGAUCCCUACGAAGGUCCGAAAUUUCCUCCCCCUUUGGAAUGGCACGAAAUACUCAGGGGACCUGAUCACGCGGGAGAGCUUUUAGCUUGUUUCGAAUUGUUAGAAUAUACAAAACAUUCUAAUGAAUUGCCACAAUUGCCUUUACCAAAAGAAACUAUAAUAGAAAAUAGUACUGCAAUCGACAUAGACACAGGUCCCCUGUUACCCGUACCUAGAGGCAUACGACCGACUCUGGCUAAGUACAGAAUCGAAGUUUUGUUUUGGGGUCUCCGGGAUUUAAAAAGAAUUCACCUUUUGACCGUUGAUAAACCUCGGGUCGACGUAGAAUGCGCGGGUCACAUAAUCAAUUCUUCGGUCAUACAGAACGCGAAAAAAAAUCCAAAUUUCGGUAAUCCGGUUAAAUUCAUUGAUUUGGAAUUACCGGAACAAGAAUUGUACAGGCCUCCGUUGACGAUAAGAGCCGUGGAUUGUAGGAGUUUCGGUCGUUACACGUUGGUCGGUACGCACACGAUCAAUUCCAUACACAAAUACAUGUUCAUUCCGACAAUCAAAAAAGAAAAUGAAAUCAACAAACACCAAUUGAAACCCCUCCAACAAAGUCCGAGUUGUCACGCCGCUCAGAUGAACUCUUCGGGUGAGGACGUUUCAUGUUAUGAUAAAAACUUUAAGGAAAAUUCUCCUCUCAUACCGAAAGAAACAACUUUAUCAUUAAGUUAUGGUACCGCCGCUGUUAUACCACAUAAAAAACAAAUAAAAGCGGAAAUCAAUAAAAGAAGACGUAAAAAUACGACGAGGGAAUUAGAAGAUGAUGAAGGAAGUAAAGAUUGGUGGACAAAAUAUUUUGCUUCCGUCGAAGCAACCAUAGAAGAAAGUAAAACAGCUAAAAGGGAAACCAUAAUAGCUCAAAAUCAACAAAUCGAAAUUCAAAUGACGUCCGAUUCGUCAGACGUACAAGAUCCAUUUUCCGCGACGUCGGAUCAGAAAAGUCAAAAAAGCAAAACGAAAGGAUCAACGUCAAAAUUUGUAUCGAAAUUAAGUCCGAAAACCGACAGGAAAAAAGUAGAAUCCAAAACGGCUUUGCUAAAGAUUUAUCAAAACGAACUCGAAAAUCAACCGGAAUACAAUUCAUUCAAAGAAUGGCUCCUCAGUUUUUAUUUGUAUCGUGGAAAAAAAACGGGUGACGACGUGGAAGAUGACAGUCGGAUUGUUGGUACGUUCAAAGGUGCCAUCAAAGUUUACAAAUGGCCUUUGCCGAAAGAUGUCAUCGAUCACACGAUUAUGGGAUUCGAUCCUCAACAUGGAUUUUUUCAGGGUUUACCCUCGAGCGAUCCGAUUCACGUUUUGGUGAGGGUGUACGUCGUCAAAGCAAAAGAUCUUCAUCCAAUGGACAUUAAUGGAAAAGCAGAUCCCUACAUAGUUCUUCAGCUAGGUUCGAAAAGGAUAAGCGAUAAAGAAAAUUACGUUUCGAAACAAUUGAAUCCCGUUUUUGGAAAAUGUUUUGAAAUCGAAGCAACUUUUCCGCAGGAUUCUUUGUUAACGGUUCAAGUUUUCGAUUGGGAUUUAGUAGGUUCGGACGAAAUGAUCGGGGAAACGAAAAUCGAUUUGGAAAAUCGAUUUUACAGCAGGCAAAGAGCCACCUGCGGAAUAGCCAGCAGAUACGACGAGUACGGUUACAAUCAAUGGAGGGAUCCAAUGAAACCAAGUCAAAUAUUAUCUAAAUUGUGCAAGGAGGGAAAAAUAGAUCCACCGGUUUAUAACAGGGGAAAAGUCACCGUCGGAAAACAUAAUUUCGUCAUUAAACAAGAAGAAAUUGAUCAGUGCGAUUUUUCUAAAGGGAUCGAAGAACAAGUGGCUCUUUCCAUUUUACAAAAAUGGCAGGAAAUACCAAGGAUAGGUUGUCAGUUGGUACCGGAACACAUAGAAACGAGACCGCUUUAUAAUCCGGAUAGGCCUAGCAUCGAACAGGGUAAAUUAGAAAUGUGGGUCGACAUGUUUCCGAUGGACAUGCCACUUCCGGGACCACCCGUGGAUAUAUCACCGCGAAAGCCCAAAUCUUACGAAUUGAGAGUCAUCAUAUGGAAUACGGAAGACGUCGUUUUGGAGGACGAUGCUUUUUUCACCGGAGAAAAAAUGUCUGAUAUUUACGUGAAAGGAUGGUUGAAGGGACCAGAAGACUGUCAGUACACUGAUAUUCAUUUUCGAUCGUUGACCGGAGAAGGAAAUUUCAACUGGAGAUUUAUAUUUCCUUUCGAUUAUCUCGUAGCAGAAGAGAAAAUCGUCAUAUCGAGAAAAGAAUCCUUGUUUUCGUGGGACGAAACAGAAUGCAAAAUUCCAGCGAGACUCGAAUUGCAAGUUUGGGAUGCGGAUCAUUUUUCCGCCGAUGAUUUUCUCGGAGCCAUAACGUUAGAUCUGAACAGAUUUCCUCGCGGAGCCAAGUCUUCCAAACUCUGCACUUUAAACAUGUUGAAAACUGAUGGUUCCGUAUCGAUGAUAAACAUAUUCAAACAAAAAAGGUUGAAAGGAUGGUGGCCGUUUUACAUAAAAAAAGAAAACGAAGAAAUGGAACUCACCGGUAAAGUGGAAGCAGAGAUUCAUUUGUUGACGAAAGAAGAAGCUGAAAAAAUACCGGCGGGAUGUGGUAGAAACGAACCGGAUCCUUUGGAAAAACCAAAUCGGCCGGAUUCGUCGUUUGUUUGGUUUAUAAAUCCGUUAAAAUCGAUGCGUUACGUUUUAUGGCACAAUUACAAAUGGAUGAUACUUAAAUUUUUAAUAAUAUUGGCUUUGGCUUUGAUACUUUUUUUAUUUUUUUAUUCGAUACCCGGUUACACGGUCAAAAAACUAUUGGGGGCUUAA
This is a messenger RNA of Pediculus humanus corporis (human body louse), 6024 nucleotides long. RefSeq lists its product as uncharacterized. The coding region runs from base 1 to 6024 and encodes 2007 amino acids. Gene Ontology annotation, biological process: plasma membrane organization. The record is from RefSeq and is a predicted model, not a curated record. The transcript has 27 exons. Gene Ontology annotation, cellular component: membrane. NCBI's taxonomy places the organism in Eukaryota, Metazoa, Arthropoda, Insecta, Psocodea, Pediculidae.